Messenger RNA from Lacerta agilis (Sand lizard), 954 nucleotides. RefSeq names its product neuritin 1 like (gene NRN1L). The record is from RefSeq and is a predicted model, not a curated record. Gene Ontology annotation, biological process: neuron projection extension; nervous system development. Lineage: Eukaryota; Metazoa; Chordata; Lepidosauria; Squamata; Lacertidae. Gene Ontology annotation, cellular component: plasma membrane.
AGCUGCUGCUGCCGCUGGAACUGGGCGCCGGCACCACCAUGGGCUGCGGGGCGCUGCUGGGGUCCUUCUUGGCGCUGUUGCUCCCGCUGCACCUGGUUCUGUCUGAGGAGCCGGUGAGUGUGGCCAGCAGUAAGUGCAACACCAUCUACAAAGGUUUUGCUGAGUGCCUCAUCAGCCUCGGGGACAGCAUGGCUCAAGCACAGCAGGAGCAGCAGCCGGAUGAUGAUAGCAUCCAGGAGCAGCAGGAGCUGGACAUCAUCUGCAAGUCCUGGGACGACUUCCACACCUGUGCCACCCAGGUUCUGUCCAGGUGCCCCGAGGAGGCGGCGAAAAUCUGGGAGUCGCUUCGGCAGGAGUCCCGGAAGAUCCAGUUCCAAGGCAACCUUCACGACCUCUGCAGCUCACGGGCCCAGCUGGCCGGCAGCGGGAGGGCUUCGGAUAUGGAUGAGACCAACAAGGAGACCUUGCGGGGGGAAGCCUGGCUCCCCCGGCCCAGCUUUGUGGGCAGCCUGACUCUUGUGGCUCUCUUGGCUUUGGUGCCCUUUGCCUAGCCAGGGAGCAGUGGGAGGCCUCCCUCCCUCCUGUCCACCACAGUGCAGACCAGUGGCCCAGCACCGCCGCCUGCCAGGGAAAUUGGGAUCUGGCCUGGCAGUCGGCAGCGGUGCUCAGCGUGUCCUGAUGACGGGGGCACAAGGCCCACUGGGUGGAAGAGGCAGGAUGCCAUGGGCUUGCCUGCCUUGUGUCUUGCCCUGCUCAAAGAGGCUGGGUUGGGCUAAUGGUGCUCUUCCUGUCCCCGUGUGCCCUACUUUUACCAGCCGGCACUUUGCGGCAGCUCUAGUGCCCUGUCCUCCUGCCUACACUGCCCCUUGUGUCCAUCUCCAUUGCUCCCCAGCCCUUCAUGCUAGGAACAUAGGAAGCUGCCUUGUACUGCCUUGUCCAUCUAGCUCAUUAUUG